Molecule: messenger RNA, 816 nt
Organism: Orycteropus afer afer
Lineage: Eukaryota; Metazoa; Chordata; Mammalia; Tubulidentata; Orycteropodidae
Source: RefSeq, a predicted model, not a curated record
CGUGCUGUCCACCGGCUCCUGGAGCAUCGCCACCAUGGCCUGGCCUGGCCCUCCACCGAGCGCCCCAUCACCCAGCUGACCAACUCCAUCAUCCGGCGUGUGAACGAGGCAUCUGGGCUCUACCAGAUGUUCAGUGUGCUGGCUGACGUCAUCCUGCUGAAGGAGAAUGCCACAGCAUUUGAGUACCUGCAGGAGUUCCCCAUGCAGAUGCUGGCCCAGCUAGAGACCCUCACUGGAAGGAAGGCGAGGUAUGGGCUUUUCGUCAUCAACAUGGAGUAUGGAAAGAAUUACUCUGGACCCGACAAGGACGUCUUCUUCUAUGACCGGUCGGUGGGGCACAUGAAAGACGCGUGGCAGUCUAACUUCCUCCAUCCUGUCAUCUACUACUACAGACACCUGCCCACAGAGCAGGAGGUGAGGUUCCGCCCUGCAGACUGGCUGCUGCCUCGGCCCACAGCCAUCCAUCACAUCGUAGAAGACUUCCUGACAGAUUGGACCGCCCCAGUCGGACACAUUCUACCUCUGAGGCGCUUCCUGGAGAACUGUUUGGACACCGAUUUGAGAAACUUCUAUGCAGAGUCCUGUUUCCUGUUCGCCCUGACACGCCAGAAGCUGCCACCCUUUUGCCAGCAGGGCUACCUGAGAAUGCAGGGGCUGGUGGGGACCGAGCCCCUCCGGCAGCACGGAGUAGAGAGUGGGCUUCUGCGGGACUUCACCCCCACAGGCCAGCAGCCUGGCCACCAGGGGCCAGCGGCUCACCCCCAAGCCCCAGGACCUACAGUUCAGCACAUUGAUAACAAGAAGCAUGAACUCUGA